AUGAGUGUGUCCAUGUACGAGCAGGGCGAGAGCAAGUGUGAGUGGUUAACAUCAGCGGUGAUGCUACGUAUCCUCACACCCACAGAGACUGAGCAAGGAACAUUAAUCAUCCUGCACACUGCUGCAGAAUGCCAUCUAGUGGUUACAACUGAUAAGGAGGAUGUUGCUGGGCCGUCUUUAUCUCCAGAUUCUUCGGUCAGUGGUCUGCAGAGCAUCAGUGUUAUCAAUCGCAUGCUAUGCACGCAUAACCUGCCUUGUGUACUUGUUCAGCUGAUCGACCGCUGCCCUUGGAGUCAUUGCAGAGAAGGUGAGGUGGAGAAGUGCAUAAACAGCAAGUGGCAGAAGAUUCCCGUGGACGACCAUUUAAAGAUAACAUAACUUGACGGCCAGGUCUGGAUUUCCCUUCACAAUCUGCUGCUAAAGGAAGAUUGUCAAAGGAAAUACGACCUCAACAGUUUCAACAAGAAUCAGCUGCUGAAGCUCCGAGGUUUCUUGACAGAGGUGCUCGUUGAUCAGUUGCCAAACUUGUUGGAGCUUCAGCGUUUCCUGGCUCAUCUUGCAGUCACAGAUCCAGGCCCUCCAAAAUAAGAGCUUGUUUUGGAGCAGAUCGCAGAAAUGUGGAACCACAUUGUGAGUGAGAACUCGGGGAAGUGGAAGGCAAUAGACAAAUAUCAAGCGAGACUACAUGCACAGAGGUAAUACUGGGCCCAGACAUACAACUUGGAUGUAAUGGAGAGUUUACUCCCUGAGAAGCCAAAGUGUAGACGCUGUGGGAAAGAGGCAGCGAAGAAAUGCUCCUGCUGUCAGGGGGAAUGUUACUGUAACAGAGAAUGUCAGGUGAAGCACUGGCCUAAACACAAGAAAGUGUGUCAGCUCAUGGUCUAG
Messenger RNA from Paralichthys olivaceus (Japanese flounder), 885 nucleotides. Lineage: Eukaryota; Metazoa; Chordata; Actinopteri; Pleuronectiformes; Paralichthyidae. The record is from RefSeq and is a predicted model, not a curated record.